Molecule: messenger RNA, 1561 nt
Organism: Melanaphis sacchari
Lineage: Eukaryota; Metazoa; Arthropoda; Insecta; Hemiptera; Aphididae
Product: RNA pseudouridylate synthase domain-containing protein 1-like
Exons: 4
Coding region: 303-1139 (278 amino acids)
Biological process (GO): pseudouridine synthesis
Molecular function (GO): pseudouridine synthase activity; RNA binding
Source: RefSeq, a predicted model, not a curated record
CGAGGUUUCUAAAAUUUAGUACAUACUAAUCAUUUCCGAUCCAUUCUAUCUUAGACCUUGGUCUGUGCAUAAUAUUAAUCAUGGUUUUAUGACUUUUAUGCCUUAAGUCUUGGAUAAAUUAUCUAUGAAAGAUGAUUAAAAAUAAUUUAAAAUAAACAUUUGAUCUGUACUAUGGAGGUAAAUUAUGAUAUGAUAAGAAACGUUUCACGUUUGUAUUUAAUCGUUUGAUAAUGUUCGAUAUCGUAAUUUUAAUUUAUAAAUUAUAACGUAAAAGUUUUAAAUUUUUUUCAUAUCAUGUUAAAAUGAUAUUUGAACAUUUAAUUAAUUAUUUCAUGUCAUUAAUUAACCUAGUCGUCAUCAGACUUGGUUUACGUGAUUCCAACAACAGUGACUUGGAAAUCGUGUACAAAUCAAACGAUUUUAUUAUUGUCAACAAACCUGAAGACAUAUUUACAAACAAUCAUAACAAAACAAGGCCGUCCUUGGAUGUAUUACUUGGAAAGAAAUAUCCACAUUUAGUAAACAGCAAAUUAGAACAUAGUUUCUAUUUUGUACACAGGUUAGACUUUGUGACUAGUGGUGUGUUAUGUAUUGCUCUAAACAAACAAGCGUGUGCCAAAGCUUCGGGUGCAAUGCAAAAAAGAAUAUCCCGAAAAUAUUACAUAGCGCUAGUCAGAGGACAUGUGUCUAAAGACCAUUUGGAUUUGAUCAACCCUAUUGGGUACUGUGCUAGAGAAGCGAAUGGAAAUCAUAAAAUGUGCACCGUGGACGAAGAAUGUUGCACCGAACCUCGGGACGCACACACCCGGCUAAUAGUGUUGGAGCGUGGCGUGUACAUGUCGUAUCCCGCGACCAAAGUCCUGUUACAGCUCGUCACUGGCCGACGUCAUCAACUUCGGGUGCACUGUUCAACUAUUGGCCACACGAUCGUCGGUGAUUACACGUAUAGCGGUCGCAAAGACACGAGUCCUUGCCGUACGUUUCUUCACUCCUACAGACUGGAAUUAGGUGUCGACGGCAUAAACGUCCAGACGAAUGAUCCGUUUACUGAAGCCAAACUUAAAGGUUUAUGGAUCCCAGUGGAAUACGUGAACAGAGUAGGAGAUGAUUGUUUUCGACUGUUUGGUAGCUGCAGCUGACGUUCAUUAAUUGUGAUUUCAGAGUAUCAUACCAUAUAUUCAUGUACAUAUCAACAUAAUAGCCUAUUUUAUUUAAUAUAUUUAACACCUAUAGUAGUAUUCGGUAAAAAUAUCUAAAGUAUAUAAACUUUUCUCUAAUGAUUUUUAGUCGCUUCAGUUAUCUAAUAAUAAUACCAUCAUAGUAUAAUGAAAUAAUAAUAUAAUUAAAGUUCAGUAAGUUCACCAAACUUUUCAUAUUCUGUGACCAAACUGAGUUCAUAGCGUAUACAGUAUGUUAGACAUGUGUACCUACUACCUAUCUAUUAUCUAUAAUUCGAAUAUGAUACGUUGAUAUCUAAGGAAUUAGAACUUCACAUAAUCCAUAUUAUUUGUAAAAAAAAUUAGUACCCAGUUAUGUUUAAAACAGUUUAAAAUCUAGUUCA